GAUGUAUUUUUAAUUCGCCAGAUAUUUUGAAGAAGCCCUCGGCACUCUUUUUAGUAGUUUGGCUUAAUGACAAUAGCAAACGAACAAAUAAUAAUAAUAAUAAUAAUCAUAACGGACAGAUUUUCCAAAAUUGCAUUCGCUGCAUUUUCAUCAAGUAACCUUGGCAGUGUUCCUCAUGUGAUAUUCAGUCGGGCAAGCUGGCCCUCCACUCAUUCCUAUGCACCAACUUGGGAAUUAAAUGACGUUUUUGCGCACCAUUUCGACACAGAUUCACGUAACUAAAUUUAAAAUGGCUCAGAUUUUUCGGUGUAUAGCAAGAAUGUCCAGAAUCUAGUCUGGGGUUGACAAUAUUAAAUUUACGGAUGAGGACGACCGGCCGUGGGACAAAUUCUAACAUAAGACCGCAAAAACGUAGUCAAAAGACAUUUCAAUUUAAAAGUGAGGAAUUAUAAUUUAAGACCGGGAAAAGCGCAGUAAAGAAAUCGUUUGUAACUUGGGCCGAGAAAUUAUAGUUUAAGACUGGUAAGAGCAGUCAAAAGGCCUUAAUUUGAAUUUAGGACCGUAAAGCAUUGUUUAUCUUAAUACCCAUUCACAGGAAUAGAAUUUGCAGAGCAAAACGCGAAAUUCUUCUCCAUGUGACCUCCACUUUGCAUCAACAUCGAGAAAAACUGAAUAAAUAGUUGCUGAGUAUUCCAAAGUCAACAGUAACAGCAACAGUCACAGAAACACCAAGAAUAAAUAUUGGUAACUAUAGCAACCAGAGAAUCAUCAAGAAUCAAAGAGAAAUUAACAAGCACAGAAGUUCUCAAGAAUUACAACGUUCGUAGCAGCAGCAACAAUACCAACAGAAACAGCAAACAGAAACGGCAAACAGAAACGGCAAACAGAAUAACCACCCUACCACCAAAAUGUUCCAGGUUUUCGCUUAUAUUACGUGUUUCUUUACAUUCACCACAUUCUUCAUUUAUUGGCCGCUCUAUUAUUUCUCAGACUGCUGUUUCCAACCAACUGAUCAUCGAGACUCGUAUUGCAGCAUCGCUACCAAUGACCGUUUUGACUGCCAUCCAGAGUUGGGUGCCUCAGAGAAAUCCUGCAAGGAAAGAGGAUGUUGUUGGGAUGAGAUGUCAGAAUUUGCAUGUUUCUAUCCCCCAAAUUUUGUGGGUUAUAUCUUCAACAAAUCUGCCGUCACAAAGACAGGAUAUUCUUACAGGCUGAGUCGUAGCAAACCUUCACCAUUUCCCAAAGAUAUUGCAGAGAUCCAAAUGGAUGUUUAUUUUGAAACAAAGACAAGACUACAUAUCAAAAUAUAUGACCCUCACCACAAACGCUAUGAAAUACCAUUCGAAGUACCAAAAGUUAACAAGCGGGCUCAACAUGUCAGAUAUUCUUUCAAGACAGCUGAUAUCGGCAAACCUUUCCAGUUUAAUGUUUCUCGGUUCAAUCCCAGCACAGAAACCGUCGGAACAACUCUAUUAGAAACUAAAGGUUCUCUGAUAUUUGCUGACCAAUUCCUUCAGCUGUCUUACCAGUUACCUUCCAAAUACAUUUAUGGUCUUGGAGAACAUCACCUUCCACUCUUAUUACCAUUGGAAAACCAAAAACUAGCAUUUUGGAAUAAAGAUCAUGUCCCUGAGGAUGCUUUGAAUUUGUAUGGCUCCCAUCCAUUCUAUCUGGUUCUUGAAGAGGAUGGAACCAGCCAUGGCGUUUACCUUCACAACAGCAAUGCCAUGGAUGUCAUCUUGCACCCAAUCCCAGCCCUUACGUGGCGCACUAUCGGAGGCGUGUUAGAUAUGUAUGUCUUCCUGGGACCGAAACCCAAUGAUGUCAUCCAGCAAUAUACCGAAGUGAUUGGAAGACCAUUUAUGCCGCCAUACUGGAGCCUUGGCUUCCAUCUCUGCAGAUAUGGUUAUCCGACAGCAAAGAGAACCUUGGAAGUGAUGAACCGUGUCAGAAAAGCUGGGAUUCCUCAGGACAUCCAAUGGAAUGACAUUGAUUACAUGUACAAGAAAAGGGAUUUCAGUUUUGAUCUUCAGAAUUUUGGUAACCAAUCGGCGUUGGUUGAAGAGAUUCACAGUCGGGGAAUGAAAUACAUCAUUCUAAUUGAUCCUGGAAUCUAUGCUGGAAUAUCAGAAAAGCCAUACAUUCCUUUCAAGCUUGGUAAGAAGAUGGAUAUCUUUAUCAAAGACAGCACCGGCAAGGAGAAUCUUAUUGGUAAGGUAGGGAUCAGAAAUGCAGUUAGGGAAUUUCAACAACAGAAAUAUGGCACCAAAACGGAUAUGAAUGAAAUAUCAAACUUUGUGACUGGAUCAAUAAAUGGUUGCCCCAAACAUUCACCAUAUGAAAAUCCACCGUAUUUACCAGCUGUUCGUGGAAAGGCACUCAAGUUUGCAACACUCUGUGCAUCUGCCCAACAAUAUCUCUCCUCACAAUACAAUUUACAUAACCUCUAUGGAAUCACAGAGACUAAAGUAAGCUACAGCGCCAUGGUUAAUAUUAGAAAGAAACGACCAUUCUUGAUCUCCCGCUCAACGUUUUCUGGCAGUGGUCGUUAUGGUGGACACUGGACAGGAGAUAAUUUGGCCACAUAUCAAGACAUGGCUUCCUCAGUAACAGACAUCAUCAACUUCAACUUGUUUGGUAUUCCAAUGGUUGGGGCAGACAUUUGUGGUUUUAAUAAAGAAACUACCAAAGAACUGUGUCAAAGAUGGUAUCAGUUGGGUGCAUUCUACCCUUUCUCUCGAAGUCACAACAGUAUCAAACUAAAGGACCAAGAUCCAGCAGCAUUUGGUAAGGCAUUUUCUGAAUCAACAAAGAAGGCUUAUAUGACACGAUAUUCUCUACUGCCCUACCUUUACACCCUGUUCUACAAAAGCCAUGCAACUGGAUCAGCAGUGGCACGGCCCCUCUUCUACGAUUUCUCGAACGAUAAAGCAACAUACGCUUUGGAUACACAAUUUUUCUGGGGUUCUUCUUUGUUGAUUUCUCCAGUUCUUCAAUCGGGUGUACAGAAGGUAUUGGCCUAUUUCCCUCAAGGUAAAUGGUACAAUUUUUACACAGGUGAAUACCUGAUCGGUGUCUCACAUUCGUUUUUCCUUCUUAAUGCUCCAAUGGAUGUGAUAAAUGUUCAUCUUCGAGGCGGAGCUAUUAUACCCUUGCAGGAACCAGCUCUAACGACCACCAUCAGCCGUAAAAAUCCCUUCACCCUUCUGUUCGCUCUUAAUGCCAGUGGCAAAGCUUUUGGUGAACUUUAUUGGGACGAUGGAGAGUCUUUGAAUUCAGUACCUAAUGGUGUAUACAAUAUGAUACACUUCUUUGCCAACAAAACCUCCCUCUAUAAUUCUGUCAUCAAAGCUGCUUACUUAAAAGAACAGAUGACCCUCCGUAACGUCACAAUAUUUGGUAUACCUAGCCAACCCACGUCAGUCCGGUUCAACAGAUUUUCUGUGCCUUUCUCUUUCCAACCUCACACCAAGGUGUUGUAUGUACCAAGACUGAAUUCUAAUCUGUUGGUCCCCUUUCAGUUAACUUGGUCCUUUGCACAUUAAUUCCACCAGCUGAAGUUGCAGUUUGUUUGCAUGAUGAGAUCCAAUUGUUUCCUCAGGUGUUAUUUAAGUGUUUUCUCCAUUGCAUAAUCAAACACCUGUACAUUUGUAGAAUAACACUUGGUGGAAACAAUUGUAGUGAUUAAAAAAAUACCUGUCCAACCAUUACUCCUUCUCGUUGACACCCACCACUUUCUUCAAUUUAAUAUUCACACACGAGGAAUACCCAAACAUAAACAUGGAGGUAUAUAAUAAUGCUACUAGAUAGUAUUGGGUUAUUCUGAGGGUGGAUGAGCUUUAUACUGUACCCUGUCAUAUUCCUAACAGAAUAUACCAUAACUACACACACAUAUAUAUACAUAAAUAUAUAUGUAUGUGUGUAUAUAUAUAUAUAUAUUAAUAGUAAUAGUAUGACAACAAAACAAUAAAUGAGACCUCAAUAUUAUGUAAAUAGAGGAAUUUAUCUGUAAAAUAAUAUGUGACAAUUAUUCGGUUGUCAUAAUAAAACUCCGAGUUUAAGAUGUCGGGGCGAAAAUCUGCUCCAGCACCUUGUCAGUUAUUAAGACAAAACAUUUUCAUAGCAUUUUUGCUUUGUCUUAAUAACUGACGAGAUGCCAGAGCAGAUUUCUACCCUGACAUCCGAAACUCAGAGU
Messenger RNA from Octopus bimaculoides (California two-spot octopus), 4195 nucleotides. Its product is annotated as lysosomal alpha-glucosidase. Gene Ontology annotation, biological process: carbohydrate metabolic process. NCBI's taxonomy places the organism in Eukaryota, Metazoa, Mollusca, Cephalopoda, Octopoda, Octopodidae. The record is from RefSeq and is a predicted model, not a curated record. Gene Ontology annotation, molecular function: carbohydrate binding; alpha-1,4-glucosidase activity.